AUGUUUAAAGCAUCUUUCAAAUUACGCAGCAACCGCUCUCCACGACGAACAAACAGCCCGACUAGUCCUUCGGGCUAUGAGAAAAUGCCCAAACGAAGAUGAAGAAGGUCCAGCAUUAAUUAUAGUAUGGAACGACGCUGGUUUUAACGACAUCCCAGCUGCCGCAAUGGCAUCCGGCGACAAACUAAGCAGCCCUUAUUGUCGCCACUGGACCUAUGCCAGCAACACAGUAUUCAAUGGAACUUACAAUUCCUGCCUGGUAUGA
Molecule: messenger RNA, 265 nt
Organism: Paraglomus brasilianum
Lineage: Eukaryota; Fungi; Glomeromycota; Glomeromycetes; Paraglomerales; Paraglomeraceae
Source: the annotation of a GenBank genome assembly